UUGAUACAUUUAGUACGCCUUUAAGUGAAAAUGAAAGUAGCAGUAGUCUAAGGAUGACUUAGAAAAGUUGGGCUUACGUAGAAGCAACUCGGUAUAAGAAGCCAAACUUUGAAUGAUUAGCAGAUGGAAAAUGAAACCUUUCACGGUGAGUGAUAUGUGUGGGUGGGUGAAACAAGACACCGUGAGUUUCACUUCCCUAUAGAAAACUGCUAUAAGCUUGUGUUUCUUGUGUUUGUGUGUGUUUUGCCACGUUAGAGGGUGUGCAUUGUAUGUAUAUGAUGUACAUGUUUGCAACCAUGGCACUCGUGGAGCAACAGACUACCGCAACACUGACCGGAAAGAUCAAGCGCUUUGACGAGGAGGUUCGUUUGACAAUCAAAACGGCGCUGAAACAAUGUGACUGGCAGUCCCUGACUAAGGAGUUUAGUCUCGAGUCCUACACACAGUUGGACAGGGAAGGGCUAGACCUGAUCGUAGACUGUGUGGACGAGAGUUUUGCUGACUUCAGGAAGGAUGUCCAGGCUCGAGUGAAUGUGGCAAAGAGGAUGCAUGCCAGUGGGCGGGCAGACGUCUACAAGGGCAAAAACCAGCAAGGUUUCCACGAUAAAUUCUACAGGUACUACCUGUUUGUGCGUGCCAACACGAACGAAACCUACGACGUCUUCCUGGCUUACGUUUGCCGCAAGGAGGAGUUUGACUUCUUCUUGGCCGUCAAGAAGUGUAUCGCAGGGACCGCGAAUGUGAUGUCAAGCUUGCCAGCCAUAGUCUGGAAGAAGAUUGCAGGUGAUUCUAAAGCAGCCAAUGCUAUCGUAGACGGUGUCCUUGGGGACGACUCCAAGGCUGUCACUGCCCCGAAGUAUGGCGGGAUCCCAAACGACCUGGGCGACAAGCUGAUGGAGUUUGAGUUCGUGGAGAGUCUGAUCGAGCGGGGGACUCUGGUUCCUGAGGGGGAGGACGGACGCCAGUUCAAACUUGUCAUCUGUUAAGCAUAGACGUUAGGAACAUUGCAUAAAAAGUGGUGUCCGUCGAUGCCUAAACUCCGAAGUAGCAAAAACGAAUAACAAAAUUCCAUAACCAGCAUUUUCUACCCUACAAAACCAGAGUAAGUUCCACUGUGGAUAUGUGAAACACUUUUGUCAUUUAUUGCAAAACGAUUUAGCAAUUUUCUAUUGUUUAAAAGUAUAUCGUAAGGAAAAAUAGUGGUAUUUUUAAUCUUAACCCAGGCAUUUUAGCAGCUUAGUAUGGUACUGAGUCUACAUGGAAUUCCUUGUCGGCAAGGGUGUACGGACGCUAAAGUACACAACAUUCUGUAGUACUUUAUACACUACAUCUAUUUGUCUUUUUUUCUAAAGAUGGACUGAUUUGUAUCAGCAGCAGGCCUGGGAUGCUAGAAUUGAAUAUGGAUGAACACUGUAAUUUCCCGAGUCCACAUUAUACUGGUAUUAGAA
Messenger RNA from Branchiostoma belcheri (Belcher's lancelet), 1448 nucleotides. RefSeq lists its product as uncharacterized. The coding region runs from base 270 to 986 and encodes 238 amino acids. NCBI's taxonomy places the organism in Eukaryota, Metazoa, Chordata, Leptocardii, Amphioxiformes, Branchiostomatidae. The transcript has 7 exons. The record is from RefSeq and is a predicted model, not a curated record.